CAAAUUCAUCCUUGUCCACGAUGGCAACGUCAGGCCUUUCCCGCCGCCGAGGGGCGGCCGCCUCAUCAACCGACCAAGACGACUUCACAUCUUCCCCGCCGUCGUCUGCCCACACACCUGGGAGCACCACGCCCGCCGCAGACACGCACGCACACGCCGGCUCAGCAUUUGCAUUCGGCGGGUCACGUAUCGCUUUCGACCCACGCGACCUGCCGUCCGCCGAUACCGAAGUAGAAGGCGGGACUGUCCCCAAGCUGACGCUCAUGGAGGAGGUGCUACUACUCGGCAUCAAAGACAAGCAGGGAUACCUCAGUUUCUGGAAUGACAAUAUCAGCUACGCGCUGCGCGGAUGUAUACUCAUCGAGCUCGCUCUGAGAAGGAGGAUCGCGAUUGUUCAGGAUCCGUCGCGGAAACGCAGUCCACUGCCCGACCGCCACAUCACAGUUCUCUCCACCCGUCAGACCGGGGAGACACUACUCGACGAAACGCUGCGGCUCAUGAAGCAAACAGAGGAUGGAGGAGAACGCAUGGGCGCAGGAACAUGGGUCGAUCUGCUCAGUGGCGAGACGUGGAAUCCUCUGCGCAUCCCUUUCCAGCUAAAACAAGUUCGUGAGCGGCUAGCGAAGGGACUAGUCGACAAGGGUGUCCUCCGAACCGAAAAACGCAAUCUCUUGCUCUUUGACAUGGCCACGCAUCCAGUCGCUGACGCUAAUAUCAAAGCCAGUGUCGUCAAUCGCACAGUUGCUCUGUUGACCAGUGGCACGAGUGCGAUCCCACCAAACGCUUUGCUUCCUGCUGGGACACAGGCCCGGACGCUCCGGGCAGUAUGUCUCGUCGUCUCUGCGUACACUGCAAGCGUGCUUGACAACGCGUUCGGGCGACUGGGAUAUGAAGAACGGGAGGGUGCCUUUGCUAGAUGCGACGAGAUCCUCGCAGAAUUCACAAUGUGGCCGCUUGGCGGUGGUGGAGAACCGAAACGGACGAAACCACGUGUGGCGGGUGGAUCCUCUGCUUCCUACAUCUCCGGUGCAGAGAGCGUUCGGGGACUGAUCGCCGCUGUGAAAGCGGAAGCAGCAGAGGCAUCAGCUGGCACAGCAGUGGAAGAUAACACGGGCAUGGAGCUGAUCGCCGCCGUCUUCGAGGUCCUGGGUAAACUAGACUCGUUGCUGUAGUUGCAAGGGACAUGCACUGUCGAUAUGCGUAACGCUAGUGUACUCCAUCUUCCGGCAGAGUAGAGAAUCAUCGCAGAGCCGCACUCUUCCACCACAGGCCCCCAUCCCCUACUAAAGCCCGGCGACCCUGUGUAACUAGACUAAAGAGCCCGCCUUUUCACCUAGAAUCCGCACAAAUCUCUAGAUCUCUUCCCUAGGGUUCUAUUUUGGCUUGAGCCUUAUCCAGGAAAAUUAUAUCAAAUCACGCAGAUGAUUUGAGUGCAGAGCGAGUCUGUAAUCGGACGUCAAUAGACAAAAACGCGGCAUGUCGUGUGAAAGGAGACUAUCCUUUCCAACAGCGGACAAUCUGUUUCUUACUGAGGAGCUUGGGAUGUGAUGUAUCGCUGCGAUUGGAUCAUGACCAGACAUGCCCUCCGAGCAAAAGGAGCCCAGAGUGGCAGUGACGAGGUGAUGACAUUCUGCAGUAUUGAUAGAAUAACAGUGUUGGAAACCGAUUUUACGGAGGCACGCGAAGGAAGAGCACUCGCCCACAAUCUUUUUGAAUCUCCCGGCACCCCGAUCCGCGCAGGUCUAAAAUUGACUCUCGCCGAUACCAAGCUCCUGAUUAGUCCACUGUUUACCGGCCCCAGCCUGCCCCCCAGAUAGCCUCUCACGAGGAUCUUCGAGAACACGACCCUGUGUUCCUCAGUUAAUCGAUCUCGUCGGCCUGUUGCGAUGAUUCCGAUCCCCUAGAGAAACUUGUGGUCGUCACCCCUAGGUGUGAAGUGUGACCAGUCCGGUCAGCAAUUGACCGGUACUUACGGGAAAGGGUGUUACCGAACUGGUCCGGCCCGGAAGGCCUGAUGAUUCUGUGGCUGCGCCGGCUGAUCGGUUGCUAUGACCCGAAGCCGCCCAGCAUUUUUUUCCACCCACCUGCUCAUGUUUUCUCUGAUGCCGUUCUUCGCUUCUGCACAAGGCCAGAUACUGGUGCGGGCCUACUUUUCUGCGCUCCACUCGCAUAUACAAUGCGUUAUGCGUUGCCGCAAUCGAGGUACCAACAACGAAACGCUGACGCAAUCGAAUAUAAAAGUUUGGGCGCUUAUGUAGCUGCCCCACGCGUUUGCCGGGUAAACGAGUUUUUCUGGGGCCCCGACCUACCGCGGGGUAUCAGAUCUUGAUGGGUCUUCGAUUGACACAGAGCACUGCGUUGGCCCUUCUGUGAAUUCAUGACUGUGGAUCGAAGCAGAAUCUUGGGACUGGGACAACGCCGCACAUCUUCCGUGGGGGACAGAUUGUGCGACCCAGUUCACACAUCCAUCCAUGACACGCUGAAUCCAGCUGAUGAUGCGACGACAUGUGUUCGUAUGGAAUGCGGAGAACGGCUUCUUUUUGUGAUAGAUGGAGAUCCACUUGACCGCCAGAACCCCAUUCUGCCCACGUCCGAACGACACAUGACCAUCGGCCCGGGAGCAUCAGAGUGGUUAAAAGCCACGAGUGUGGAGAAAGAUUCGACUGUGUUGCAACCCCGUUCCCACCAUGAGCAAGAGUUACAGUCCCCGCAUUGCAUCCAAUCCCGUGCGAAGACCCACCUUCUUCUCCGCUCUGACUUCCUUCUGACUUCAGCCCAGUACAUCGUUGGAUCAUUCGCAUGUAUCGGCGGAGGCCUGUUCGGGCUGGACAUCUCGUCCAUGUCUGGUGUGCUCUCGAAUCCGGCAUACCUGAAGACGUUCCACAAUCCGACUUCUAACCCUCAGGGAGCCAUCGUGGCGGCCAUGCCUGCAGGAUCUUUCGUUGGGUCUCUGCUCGUUACGUCCCUUGGUGACAAGAUCGGCCGUAAGCGGACGGUGCAGCUCGCCGGUCUCAUUUGGGUCAUCGGGUCUAUUUUGCAAUGUGCUUCCAUUGACCGUGGGAUGCUCGUGGUCGGCCGUAUCAUCUCUGGUAUCUCUGUCGGUCUCGCCUCUUCCGUCGUGCCGAUCUAUCAAGCUGAAGUCACUGCACCUCAUCUCCGAGGACGGCUGAUUUCGCUCCAGCAGUGGUCUAUCACAUGGGGGAUCCUGAUCCAAUACUUCAUCCAGUUUGGCUGCUCCUACAUCAACGGCACCGCAUCCUUCCGCAUUCCCUGGGGUCUGCAAAUGAUUCCCGCUAUCAUCCUCGCAAUCGGCAUGCAGUUCUUCCCCGAGUCUCCGCGUUGGUUGGUCGACAACGGUCACGAGCAGGAAGCCUUGAUCGUUCUAGCCGAUCUGCACGGUGGAGGUGACGUCAACGACGAGCUGGUCCUGCUUGAGUACGAGGAGAUCCGGCAGCAGGUUGCGUUCGAGCGGGAUGAGGGGGCAAAGAGCUACAUGGAUCUCGUCAAGCCCGGCAUUUUCCGCCGUGUUUUCCUCGGUUCGUCGUUGCAGAUGUGGUCUCAGCUGUCGGGUAUGAACGUGAUGAUGUACUACAUCAUCUACGUGUUCCAAGGCGCUGGUCUCUCCGGUCGUCGAGGCAAUCUCAUUGCCGAUGCGGUCCAAUACGUGCUCAACGUUGUUGCCACCGUCCCGGCCAUCAUCUACAUCGACAAAUGGGGCCGUCGGCCGAUGCUGCUUGCGGGCACUCUCGCUAUGGGAUUCUGGCUGUUCCUCGUCGGCGGCCUGCAGUCCAAAUUCGGGCACUGGGACACGAGCUCGCCGCCCGUCUGGGUUAUCGAGGGCCACGACGCCGCAACCAAGGCCAUCAUCGUCUGCUCGUACUUGUUCGUCUGCUCGUUCGCCGUGACUAUGGGCCCGGUUUCUUGGACUUACCCGGCCGAGCUCUUCCCGACCAAGGUGCGCGCCAAGGCCGUCUCUGUAGCCACCUCGGCCAACUGGGCUUUCAACUUUGCCCUCGCGUGGGCGGUCCCACCUGCGCUGUCCCAUAUCGCGUACAAGACGUAUUAUAUCUUCGGGACCUUCAAUUUCGCCGCCUUUGUGCACAUCUUCUUCAUGUUCCCCGAAACCGUUGGCCGCUCGCUCGAAGAAGUCGAAGCCAUCUUUGCGGAGGGACACGUCUUCUCGCCGUGGCGGAUUGGUCGCGAUGUUGGGGUCAAAACCCUGGCCGAGGUGUCUGCGGCGAGGAAGACGGGUGCCAACGAGGAAAAAGCUAGCGUCGAGAAGCUCGAGGCUUGAGCACAUCUUGUUACCUGUAGUUUACGUUUCUUUCACGAUGGUCGCAUGUCUGCUUUACGAUUUGUUGUACGAUAACUGCACGUAGUUUGAAUGAUAUCGACGCACUUGAAUCUCAUGUCGUAUGGCGCACUAUGAUGGAA
Molecule: messenger RNA, 4434 nt
Organism: Mycena citricolor
Lineage: Eukaryota; Fungi; Basidiomycota; Agaricomycetes; Agaricales; Mycenaceae
Source: the annotation of a GenBank genome assembly